Protopolystoma xenopodis is the source of this 510-nucleotide messenger RNA. The record is from the annotation of a GenBank genome assembly. Lineage: Eukaryota; Metazoa; Platyhelminthes; Monogenea; Polystomatidea; Polystomatidae.
AUGCGCCUGUCUCGCUUGUUCUUGUUAUUUAGCCCAUCACCUUGUGACUAUCAUUUAUCAAUUUGCCACGCUGCUCUAAGCAAUACAGGAUCGGAGAUUGGCUUCAAUUAUACAUUUCGUGAAAUAGCUUCCCCUGUCCCAUCCAAUCGUACAUCUUACAUUCCAUCUCGUUCUGGUGGUGAAAGAAAUCCGUCUCUAGCUCUUGGUUCCGAAGUCCCGUAUUCGGGAGCAUCUUCAACUCAUCCUCUGUCAACGACCCCUGGUACCCCAGCAUCUCCUAUGUAUGUAUCAACCAACCAAAGAGCUCAGUUUCCCUCUUCCUAUUACGCAUCUGUCAAUGAUAGGGCCAGUAGUAAUGGUUCUGGCAAAUCUCACUCUGGUAUUUUUCAAUGCUCCCACAUUAAAGCAAAGCACGAUGCGAUCUUCAAUACUAUAUCACCACCUUCCUCUUCAACUGAUCUUUCUAUCAGACAUCCUCUUAUCAGUCAUGAGGCAGAUUCGCUUGUCUGA